Messenger RNA from Salmo salar (Atlantic salmon), 3204 nucleotides. RefSeq names its product zinc finger protein SNAI2. Gene Ontology annotation, molecular function: RNA polymerase II cis-regulatory region sequence-specific DNA binding; DNA-binding transcription factor activity, RNA polymerase II-specific. Gene Ontology annotation, biological process: regulation of DNA-templated transcription. The record is from RefSeq and is a predicted model, not a curated record. Lineage: Eukaryota; Metazoa; Chordata; Actinopteri; Salmoniformes; Salmonidae.
UGAGCACAAUGCAACGCGGUGUGCUUGGACACAGCCCUUAGCCAUGGUAUAUUGGCCAUAUACCACAAACCCCAGAGGUGCCUAACUGCUAUUAUAAACUGCUUACCAAUAUAAUUAGAUCAGUCAAAUAAAUAUUGUCAUACCUGUGGUAUACGGACUGAUACACUACGCCUAUCAGAUCGGCUAUGAAAAGCCAACUGACAUUUACUCCUGAGGUGCUGACCUGUUGCACCCUCUACAACCACUGUGAUUAUUAUUAUCUGACCCUGCUGGUCAUCUAUGAACAUUUGAACAUCUUGGCCAUGUUCUGUUAUAAUCUCCACCUGGCACAGCCAGAAGAGGACUGGCUGCCCCUCAGAGCCUGGUUCCUCUCUAGGUUUCUUUCUAGGUUCUGGCCUUUCUAGGGAGUUUUUCCUAGCCACCGUGCUUCUACACCUGCAUUGCUUGCUGUUUGGGGUUUUAGGCUGGGUUUCUGUACAGCACUUUGAGAUAUCAGCUGAUGUAAGAAGGGCUUUAUAAAUCCAUUUCAUUUGAUCAGCCAAUCAGCAGGGCUUGAACCACCGAGUUUAUAAUGUGCCUUGAAUCACAUGUAUAUGAAUCGGUGGCUAAAGUAGCCUAUAAUCUCCAUUAGAAACUGGGUGGUUCCAGCCCUGAAUGCUGUUUGGCUGAUAGCCAUGGUAUAUCAGACUGUAUACCACAGGUAAAACAAUAUUUAUUUGUACUGAUCUAAUUACGUUGGUAAUAAGGCACCUCGGGCGUUUGUGGUAUAUUGGCCAUAUUGGCCAUAUACCACGGCUAAGGGCUGUAUCCAGGCACUCCUCGUUGUGCAUAAGAACCCCUUAGCCAUUGGCCAUAUACCACAUUAUUGCUUAAAUACGCUAUUUUUAAACAUGUUAAAUAAAAAUAUUUGUUUCGUCUUACACUUUAGAAGUAGGUGGUUAAGGUCAGUAUAUCAUUUUUUUCUACACAUUGAACUGUUCAAGGAAGUGAAUACUUACACACCAUCGUAAAAAAAAAAGAAGCAGAUAAUGUUGCUUUCAGUCCUCCACACCAAUGACCUCCCCUCCUUGACCGCUAGUUCGGCUGCUUCAAUAGGCUGCUUCAAUAGGACGCACUUCACGGAAUGGAAAAUGACCGGUCUGGGAAUGCGCUUUGUUUCCGAAGCUUUCAAAUGAGACAUGGAAAGAAACGGAGAAUAAUAGACGAGGAACCUCUCACGAAACACUUCAAGUCUGUCUUUCUAUACAAGUAAGCAUAGGAUACAAAAGUGCAUUCAUUCAUUCAAAUAAACACCUAUAGUUUGCCUAAUCAUAGGUCUGGACUUUGAGCACAUUUUUAGGAUGGAGGUGAAUAACGUUUUUGACGGCUAGUUCAACCAACAAAAAAAACACAUUUAUUUGGCAUUUUUUGCUAUACCAUGUGAUAGUGAGAACCUCUGUAGAAUAAAGUAAAAUAUAGAGAAAGAAAUACCGGUAGGCCAAUAUUGUUUUUUACUAAUAAAGCCAGUCGGGCAGGGCAAAUUCAGAUCGCCUGUCUACGGGCUUGCUGACUACUGUAUACAGUGUGUUGCGAUGCACCUGUUUAGUUGGGGUAUGCUGAUCGACGCAGAGGUCCGCCCCGGUGCACUUGUCCUUUCAUUCUAAUUGGUCCGACAGGGUGUGUAUGCAAAUUUUUAGCGACCCCUGCACCUGACUCUCUCCACUCCACUGAAGAAUGCAAGGCAAAAGACAGCCUCCAAGAGCUAUUUAUUCAACAGGUCAUCCAACGAGCACUCACUUGUUACAUUAUUGCGACGCUGCAGACUCAUCAAUAACCCAGAGCUAUAUAACAAAGAUGCCAAGGUCGUUUCUGGUGAAGAAACAUCUCACUAAUAAGAAGCCAAACUAUGGAAUUCUGGAUUCAAAAGCAGACGAUCUCUACAACAGCCUGGUCCAGCCUGAGGUAGCCUGUUACAUCCCCAGCACUCCUCAGCCCCUGGAGGGUUGGCUGCCAGGGCCAAGUCUCAUCCCCACACCAGCCUCCAUGCACUUUCCACAGGUAGACAGGCUGCCUUCAAGGGACACCAGCUUGUCCCUGCAUAGUUCAACACAGGAAAUCAUCUACCCCCUGUCAGUGUCUCACAACAGUCCGCUAAGAGACUCACACUCCGGACUUGAGCCCCUGGGAACCAUGGAACCCCAGACCUUCCUGCUCUCACAGGACUUCAGACACCUGGAGGAGAGGGGCAGCAUGCCUAAUCCCCUCCUGGGCCUUGUUCGCUCUAGUGUUAGUCAGGAGUGCUUUGAAUGCUUCGACUGCCACAAAGCCUACUUCACCUUCUCUGGGCUGGCCAAGCACAGGCAGUUGCACUGUGAGUGGCAGUGUCACAAGUACUUCAGCUGCAAGUACUGUGACAAGGAGUAUGUGAGCCUGGGAGCUCUGAAGAUGCACAUCCGAACACACACACUGCCCUGCGUCUGCAAGCUCUGUGGGAAGGCCUUCUCCAGGCCUUGGCUGCUCCAGGGACACAUUCGCACACAUACAGGUGAGAAGCCCUUCUCCUGCCCACACUGCAGCCGGGCGUUUGCUGACCGCUCCAACCUCCGAGCACACCUACAGACACACUCUGACAUCAAGAAAUACCAGUGCAAGAGCUGCUCCAAAACCUUCUCCAGGAUAUCUCUGCUCUCCAAGCAUGAAGAGUCUGGCUGCUGCCCACUGUCCUGAUGCCAUUUACUGCCUGUGCUGGCCACUCUGAGCCUGUUGCCUACUUGCCUAGGCUAUGUCUGGUUCUACUAACACCAGACUGCUGUGCCCUCACAAAGCACUGGAGAUAGACUGCUAUUAGUGACACGGAGCUCUGACUACUGUAUGUUUUUGGUCUCUGACAUUUCAAGCUCAUGAAAUAAGCACAACGGACUGUGUCCAAAGACGUUCUUAUGUCAUAUAUUUGAUAUAUGAAGUAGUUGUUUGACAAAAAAAAGAGAAAAGUUAUCGCAUGCUGCCAAAAAUACUUCAAAUUUAAAAGCCUUGAAGUUUUUGAUUGUGUUAUUGAUGAUUACCUGUGCCUUUUGAGGAAAUGUAUAGCUGGAGUAUACCAUUUUGUAUGAACUUUGUUUGUUUAAAAACAAUAAAUACCUACUUUUGUACAAUAUGCCUAAAUAUGAAAACAUGCAUCAUCAUGGGAGACAUGAACCACAGAGAUGAAAGCACAAGCCCUUGUCU